This is a messenger RNA of Uloborus diversus, 1430 nucleotides long. RefSeq lists its product as uncharacterized. Bases 40 to 1221 code for a protein of 393 amino acids. Gene Ontology annotation, cellular component: rDNA heterochromatin; chromatin silencing complex; nucleolus. The record is from RefSeq and is a predicted model, not a curated record. Gene Ontology annotation, biological process: regulation of transcription by glucose; rDNA heterochromatin formation; cellular response to glucose starvation. The transcript has 6 exons. Gene Ontology annotation, molecular function: methyltransferase activity. NCBI's taxonomy places the organism in Eukaryota, Metazoa, Arthropoda, Arachnida, Araneae, Uloboridae.
CCUGACCUACCAUUCUCAUUUUCAUUGAAUCAAAAAAAGAUGGAUUUUUCUGUUCCUGGCAGUGAUUCUUGGGACAGCACAUCUGUAGAAAAUAAGUUUAUAUCAAAUUAUUUUGUGCACAAAAAGGAGUUCACAAAAGUUCCAAAAAAUAAAUCAACAAAUGAUGCUUGUUCUUCUGGUUUAUCACAAUUGACAAAAAAGAAAAGAAAAAAUUCUCUAAAAAAUUUUCCAAAAGAGGCAUUUGAGAAUUCUAAAGGCAUUAAUGACAUUAAUACUGAACUAAAAGAGAAGUUCCCUGAUGGCCAUGGCACAAAAGCAAAAGUUGUGGGGAAAAGGAAACAAGUUAGUGAUGACCAUUGUGAGAGUAAUUCUAAUAAGAAAAAAUCUAGUGAAAGUGAUGUAAAUAAAAGCAACGUUAAAAAACAAAAAAAGGGCAGAAAAAAGAAAAAUAUCAAACACAUUUUAGGUGAUGGUGAAGGUCAAUUUGAUGAGGCAUCUGAAAUAAAAUGUUUAGAAAAUUCAGUUCAGGAAAAUGUAGGAAAAAAGUGCUCUGAUAAGAAAACAUUCAUUUCUAAAGCUGAAGAAAAACUACAAGCUGCAAAAUUCCGAUACUUAAAUGAAAUGUUAUAUACUGAAACUGGAAACAAUGCUUUUGAAUACUUCCAGAAAAACAGGAGAGAUUUUAUGAAUUAUCACUCUGGGUACAGAUCUCAAGUGUUGAAAUGGCCUAUUAAUCCUGUUGAUGUCAUUAUAAAAGAUAUACAGCAGCUAAGUCCUAACACAAUAAUUGCUGAUUUAGGCUGUGGUGAUGCAAAAAUUUCCCAGAAUUUUCCUGAUAGAACUGUGCAUUCUUUUGACAUCAUAGCAUUGAAUAAAAAUAUCAUUGCCUGUGAUAUUUCUCAUACUCCUUUGGCUGAUGAAAGUGUUGAUGUCGCUGUAUUUUGUUUGUCACUUAUGGGAACAAAUUUGAAGGACUUUCUUUGUGAAGCUCAUAGAAUAUUAAAACUUCAGGGAAUUUUGAAAAUUGCUGAAGUUGAAAGUCGAAUUGAAGACAAAGCACAUUUUGUGAAAUGCGUAGAACUCUUUGGCUUCAUGUUAAAAAAAGAGAACACUUGUAGUAAAAUGUUUGUAUUCUUGGAUUUUAUUAAAGUUAAAAAGAAAAUGAAGAAAUCAAAAGCCCCAAACAUUGCUUUGAAGCCCUGUUUGUAUAAGAAAAGGUGAUAAAUACUUCAUAAUGUUUGUUGAAUGUGUUCCAAGUUUUGAACUUGGGGGGAAAAAUUAAAUGUACAAAAUUGAACUUUUUUUUUAUAAAUAUAAAAAAAUAAUGAAAAAAGAGCACUUGUCUAUUCAUUAAAACUGCUGUUAAAAGUCUAGUUAUUAAAACUUUUGAUUUCUAAGUAACUACCCAAAAUAUUAUUUUUAUUGUUGUA